GGAAUAUUGACUUGGUUGCGAGGACUGGGUCAUGGUGUGACAAUGUGGUGUGACAGUGGGGGUCCAAAGGGUUAAUGAAAUAUGAGAAGGAGAAGGUUCAGUGCAGAGUCAGCCCCUCCUCACUUUUCUUCUGAAACAGCGAGCCAUUUUUCAGAGACGGUUGCAGCAAGUCAAGGAGUUAUUUUGAAAAUGCCUACCAAAAAGAAAAAUCCUCCAAAAAAGCAAAAGACCCUUAAGUCAUACUUCGGCACACCUGACAUUCCUGGCAGCAGCCGAUUGACAGAGAGUACACAGCCAGGUGAAGCUGCAGGUGGAGCUAAGAGCAGAGCUGCAGGGUCUGAUCCAGGUGGAGCUACAGGUGGAGCUACAGGUGGAGCUACAGGUGGAGCUAAGAGCAGAGCUGCAGGGUCUGAUCCAGGUGGAGCUACAGGCUCUCAGGACAUUCCUGGCAGCAGCCGAUUGACGGAGAGUACACAGCCAGGUGGAGCUACAGGUGGAGCUACAGGCGGAGCUACAGGGUCUGAUCCAGGAGACGGAGCCAAAGGCUCUCAACCUAGCGUACCUGAAGGGUCUAAUCUAGGUGGAGCUACAGGCUCUCAGGGCAAAACUGGCAGCAGCCGAUUGUCAGAAAAUACACAGCCAGGUGGAGCUAAGAGUGGAGCUGCAUGGCCUAAUCCAGGUGACAGAGUCAAAUUCUCUCAGCCAAGCGGAGGUGAAGGGUCGAAUCUAGGUGGAGCUACAGGCUCUCAGAAACGCAACAAAGUGAAGAACGAGAACGGUGGUGAUUUCCCGGUCGGACAUUUGCAUCAUUUCACCGUGAAGUUCAGUCGUACUGAAUGUAAUGAAUAUGCUAUUGACUGCGAUGAACCUCGCACCGUUCUGGGGGUGAUACAAUCAACUGAACAGUACUGGAAGAAGAUGAAGACGUGUCCAGAUGAAAAUGUUGUGAUUCAGCUGGGUAAAAAGGAUAAGAAAUAUACCAUUGCAACACAUUUCCCUUGUUCUUGUAUUGGGGAAGGUGAGUCUCUGGUCAUAUCAUUCGGACCAGAAAAGGUUGAAGUGGCCCAAGACCAACUUUACAGACCAAUACAGUCACGGGACAAGUAUUCUGUCUUCUACAUCGAUACAAUCGGAGGGAUGUACACCAAACAAAAGAAGCGUUUUAGAAACAAUGCUGUCAAAGAGUUUAAGUAUCUGUGUGUCUAUGGGGAGAAGGGCAUCACUGUCAAAGAGGCUCUGGAAAGAGACGGUCGCUUCGUUGAUAAACUCGGUGACUUCACUCUGACUGACAAUGACGAUUCGAAUUGCAUCACCGAACAAAUACAGAAGGUCGACAACCUGGAUAAAAAAAAAUUCAAGCUGUGUCUUCCACGGAACAGGAGAGCAAAUGAUAGCUCGGGUUUAUCAAGUAAUUCGGCACAGAGGUCUGACACAAGGCCGGCUGUAGAUGAAGCACAGCAGAGAAAAAUACAAGCAGCAAUGGAAAAGAGAGGAAUCAGUGUCAGAGCAGCGAUGGAAAAGAGUGGCAACAAUGUCAACAUUGAGGAGAUUUAUGAAACGCUGCGUCGCCAGUUUCCAGAGCUCAAAGCAUUUAUGAAGAGUAGAUUCCCUGGGGAUUCUUUUCAGAAAGCAGUCAACCUGAGGAAGGAAAACUUUGGGAACAUCCAACAGUCUUUCAGUGAAGUUCACAGAGUCACAAAGCUGCUGAAACGGGGCGAGUCAGUUUGCAAAGUGGUGGUUAAGGAUGUUUCUCAGGGAACAGGCUUUGUGCUGUUUGACAACUUCAUCUUGACCAACGUACACUAUUUCAGUAGUUGUGUCGAAGGACAAAAGUUGAAGGAGGGUAUAGAAAUGUCUUUUUUCUUUGAAGAUCCUGAGUCAAAAGAGUACUACUUCAAGCUGGCUAACCGUGACAUCUGGUACAGUGUGUGUGAUCUGGAUUAUGCCGUACUUGAGAUAAUGCCUGAGGGAGACAACUACAACCUCAAAACAAGGAUACAUAAAAAAAAGAAGGUGCCACCAGGACUCCUGAAGAGUUUUGGUCCAAUGCCACAGAAUGGUGAAGCCUGUAUUAUUGGUCACCCAGCAGGAGGAGUGAAAAAGAUGGAUCUUACAUUUAUCAUUGAGAAAGAGAAGAGGGAGCAGGCUGUCAAUGAUCACUUACAUCCAUACAAAGAUCCUUUUGUUGUCUGGUCAAUCAAUCAAAUUAUCCAAGAACAAGGCAUUGAAAACAUAAUGAUGGGUGGAAAAAUAGCAGACAAAGUAGGGACCUACAAGACUUUCAUGUAUCACGGCUCUUCUGGCUCCCCGGUGUUUGACGCUCGUGGUCAAGUCAUUGGUUUGCACACCGCAGGAUUUCUUUACAAACAAGAGAGUGUGAUAGAGUUUGCCCAAUCUCUGCUCACUAUAUUUGAACACUAUGUGAGUACGCUAAAAGAACAUGGGAAGGAUAAGCUGUUGGAGAGAGUUGAGAAAGAGGUGAAGGGAAACUCAGACCUAAAAAAGGUCUUUGGGUCUGUGGUUGAGCUGAAGGAAAGCAGACAGAGACUCGAGGAUGAGCCAGCAGACCCUGAGGAGCUCCUGGACUACAUUGAGGCAAUGGAAACUGAUUAAGUAUUAAGACCUUCAAAACACAUCUGGCUGCAUAGGUUAUUUUAAAGUUCAUGAAAUCUUUAUGUUGACCGAAUGAUUAACUACAAAUUGCAAUACUGCCGUGCUAUUUUUGUGUACCAAGUGUAUUUUUGGGGCUGUGAACAGCUUAAUACUCAACCUGUAACCUUCCUAUAACCAUCACUUAUUUUAAUACUAUAUUCUAGAAUUACCAUUGAUGUUUGUUGUAAUGUAAUCAGAAACACUGACUCGGCUGUUAAAGCCUAAAUGUCAUAGUUAAGUGACUUUUCUUGGAAUUGUUUAGUUUUUUUAUGUUGAUAUUUUAGACCUUAUUACUCAUA
Molecule: messenger RNA, 2951 nt
Organism: Etheostoma cragini (Arkansas darter)
Lineage: Eukaryota; Metazoa; Chordata; Actinopteri; Perciformes; Percidae
Product: protein FAM111A-like
Exons: 7
Coding region: 82-2613 (843 amino acids)
Source: RefSeq, a predicted model, not a curated record